This is a messenger RNA of Moneuplotes crassus, 1054 nucleotides long. NCBI's taxonomy places the organism in Eukaryota, Ciliophora, Spirotrichea, Euplotida, Euplotidae. The record is from the annotation of a GenBank genome assembly.
AUGUUCACAAGAACUUGCCUCAGAAGGGGAACAAAUAUUAUCACAAACCCAGGGCUAUCAAGAUUUGCUGGACCAUUGAAUUCAUCUCUACAGGCUUCUAGCUAUAAUAACUCCUUAACUUACAAAUCACAAAGAAAUUUCUUUACUGCAAAAGAAGGAACAAUGUGCUUCUUUGGUACAAUUUUCUUCGUCAGGGAGCAAUACGCCUGCCUUAUUCACAGAUUCCAAAAGUUCAAUAGACAAGUAAAGCCAGGGUUGAACUUCAAGCUUCCUUUUAUCGAUACCAUAGAGUAUGUGCAUGAUCUCAGAGAACAAGUUUUUGAGAUAUCAUCUCAAGUAGCAGUCACUCGUGACAACGUUGCUUUACACAUUGAUGGAGUGCUCUACCUCAAGGUUGAAGAUCCUUACAAAGCCUCUUACGGAGUUGAAAACCUGACUAGUGCUAUCACCAACCUUGCCCAGACCACUAUGAGAUCUGAGAUAGGUAAACUAGCUCUUGACAAAACCUUUGAAGAGAGAGACAAGCUUAACGAAAGAAUAGUGAGUGCUAUUGACAAAGAGACCAAGGACUGGGGAGCCAAAUGCAUCAGAUAUGAGAUCAAAGAUAUUGAACCACCAAGCAAUGUUCAAAAAUCAAUGAUCCUUCAAGCAGAAGCUGAGAGAAAGAAGAGAGCAAACAUGAUUGAAUCUGAAGGACAGAGACAAUCCAGGAUCAAUCUUGCUGAAGCCAACAGGAAUUCCAAGAUUCUUAAAGCAGAAGGUGAAGCUGAAGCUAUUAUUAAGAAAGCAGAAGCAUCUGGAGAAGCCUUGAAAUCUAUCUCAGAAGCACUAAAAUUUGAGGGAAAAGACAGGAAGACCUUUAUCAUCAACUAUUUAUUAGGAGAGAGAUAUAUUGAUGCUUAUAAGAAGAUGGGCCGUAAGGAGAACACGAUGUUUAUCCAGACUCAACCUCAAAAUCCCAUUGAAAAUGUUACUUCUUCCUUCAAUUUGAUGGACCAAGUCAACAAAAAGACCACAAAAUAGCUCAGACGAGAAAUAAUUACUUCAUGGCCUU